AUGAGUUUAUCGAAAGUGUUUCGGCACACUAAAAUACCUUCGGUAGGAAGUCUCGUAUCGUCCUUAUCCAACGGGAUACGCGUCGCUACUGAAAAUACACCUGGUCACUUUUCGGCUGUAGGUGUGUAUGUGGACGCAGGUUCAAGGUAUGAAACACCUCAGACCACCGGAGUAAGCCACAUUUUAGAUCGAAUGGCAUUUAAGGGUACAACGACUCACACAAGUGAACAAACUCAAGCUAUUUUAGAGUCGUUAGGUGGUAAUGUUAUGUGUGCCAGCGGUCGUGAAGCUAUAAUGUACCAAUCUGCCAUAUUUAGUCAAGAUUUAUCAAAGGUUAUAGCACUUUUUGCUGACGUGAUUCGCAAUCCGCUUAUCGACCCAGCUGAAGUUGCUGAACAACAACAAACAGCUCUUUAUGAAAUUCAGGAAAUUUGGCAAAAACCUGAAAUGAUUAUGCCAGAAUUGCUUCAUACGGUUGCUUACAAGAACAACACUUUGGGAAAUCCAAUGUUAUGCCCGGAAGAAAGAUUAAAUACAAUUACUCCUGAGCUUAUAAGAGAUUAUAUGUCAAUAUGGUAUCGUCCUGAGCGAAUAGUCGUAGCUGCCGUUGGAGCAAAGCACGAAGAUGUUGUAGAAUUAGUUAACAAGCAUUUUG
Molecule: messenger RNA, 655 nt
Organism: Dentiscutata heterogama
Lineage: Eukaryota; Fungi; Glomeromycota; Glomeromycetes; Diversisporales; Gigasporaceae
Source: the annotation of a GenBank genome assembly